GUAUGGCAUUUCAUUGAUAUAUAGCCUACAGCUGGUGGCUGCAGAUUCGCCACACGGAGUGGAAGGGCUACGAAGGUGACGAAGGCUUGAUGUAGGGGGUGUUCAAGAAGGCUAGAGAAGUGUUUUAUUAUUUUUCAUGAGUGGCACACCAAAGAUUUACCAAAUACACAGCCAAAAUGCUCUGCCACGUUACUCGUCCGGAUUCGGUGGUGAUGGAAGUGGAAGUUGAUGCGAAGGCGAACGGUGAAGACUGUCUGAAUAAGGUUUGCAGAAAGUUAGGCAUAAUUGAAGUGGACUACUUUGGGCUGCAGUUCACAGGCAGCAAAGGAGAGAACCUGUGGCUGAAUCUGAGGAACCGCAUCUGCCAGCAGAUGGAUAAUGUGACGCCCUGUCGACUUAGGCUACGGGUCAAGUUCUUUGUGGAGCCCCAUCUCAUUCUGCAGGAACAGACAAGACACGUCUUCUUCAUGCACGUGAAGGAGGACCUCCAUAACGGUCACCUACGUAUGGGCUCAGAACAAGCAGAGGAGCUGAGCGCGCUCCUGGCACAGGCAGAGUUUGGCGACUACAACCAAAACACAGCCAAGUACUGGUACUCAGAGCUGUGUGGAGACGAAGAGCCCAGCACUGCCACUAUGAACAGCAUCAUAUCCAGACACAAGGCUCUGGAAAGUUUGAGCCAGGGCUCAGUGGAAUAUCAGGCCCUGCAGCUGGUCUCCUCUCUGGAGCAUUACGGCGUGGAGUGGCACUGGGCUCGCGACGCAAAUGGCCAACGGCUGGCCAUAGGAGUCGGCCCUGAGGGUAUCGCUAUAUGCAAGGAGGACUUCAGCUUAGUCAACAGAGUAAGCUAUCCAAUCAUCCAGAUUGCCACCCAGUCGGGGAAAAGCGUGUACUUGACAGUUACCAAGGACACUAGUGACAGUGUGGUGCUUUUGUUCAAGCUGAUCAGUAACCGGGCAGCCAGUGGUCUGUACCGGGCCAUUACAGAGACCCACGCCUUCUACAGGUGUGACACAGUCACUAAUGCGGUGAUGAUGCAGUACAGCAGAGAUUUUAAGGGCCAUCUAGCGUCACUUUUCCUCAACGAAAACAUCAACCUGGGCAAGAAGUAUGUUUUCGACAUCCGACGUACCUCCAAGGAAGUGUACGACCACGCCCGCCGCGCUCUCUACAACUCUGGUGUCGCGGACCUGGUGUCUGGCGGCGGCGGCGGCGAACACUCCUCUCCUUCACUCGCCCCAAACCAAGACGACUCGCAGGACGAGGGGCUGGACUGUGGCAGCUGCCAGCAGAGCCGAGCCCUGCAGGAGCGGCUGCAGAAGCUCAGGGAGGCUCUGUUGUGCAUGCUUUGCUGCGAGGAGGAGAUCGAUGCUGCAUUCUGCCCCUGCGGCCAUAUGGUGUGUUGCCAGACCUGCGCAAAUCAGCUGCAGUUGUGUCCUGUGUGUCGGUCAGAGGUGGAGCAUGUGCAGCACGUCUACCUGCCCACCUGCACCAGCCUGCUGAACCUGACGCUGACCGACAACCACCAACACCGCAGCAGCAUUCCCGUGCCCAUCCGCAGAGAAAUGGAUUCUAACAGCUGCUCUGCCACGGACUACGACCACAAGAUCUACCACACAUAAAGACAACUCCACCAAACUCCAUUUUGAACACUUUGAAGCUAAGCCAAGCAGAUUGAGGUUUCAUAAAGAAGGAACAUUUGUUGUCCAUCUGUUUCCUGCCUGGACUCCAUGAACUACCAAACGUUUAGAAACUCCUGAGCAAAUUCAAAGAUCGAUACACUCAAACCACUCCCUCGACUAGUGUGUGUGUUUGUUUUAUUGUUAUUUCCCUUUGGACUGUCAGUUUGUUGGUUCUUAGUAUUGUUGCCAUCGGUUUGCGUGUCAUUCUGUCCAAAUCUUGUUUGUUUUAAACAUCCCCUGAAGUAGAUGAUUUUAGAUUGUCCUUAAAUUAUUGCAUCAGUUGACCUGAUACAGAAUAGAAACACAUUCUUUUGUUUUGAAAUUUAUGUCAGUUGUUUUUCUUAGCUCCUAGAUCAGUCUCCUCACCCCCGAACCAUAUGACGAACGUAUGUGUUUAAUAGCUAAACACAGAACAUAAGGGUUGUCUUCUUUUUUUUUUUUUUUGUUCCUUUUUAAUGCUUCCUCACAUUUUAAAGCUUAUGUUUUUGAUUUGAGAACUGAAUUGUAUGGUGUAAGAGUAAAAUGCAUUUUUUAAAUGCAUUUUAUUUCUUUUACACGUUCCAUGUUUUUCAUGCCAAUUAGGGGGUAUUUAGAGGCUAAGCAGCGCUGUUCUGGGUAUAGCAUUGCAUACUAAUAAGACACACCAGGCGCUGAGGCCACCAUGGUCCUGUUCUUGUGAUCUUUGGGUUAAAUAGAGUUCUUGAAGGUUCUUUUUAGCCCACCAGAACUGUGACCUUGGAUGUGAAAUUCAGUAUCUUGCUUACACUCCCACAACCUCGAAACAGGUCUUAACUGUCCCUUGACUAAAACAACCUACAAAUAGGAAUUUGUCCAGCAGUACCUGCUUCUUCUGAAAACCUCAGCUAUACAUUUCUCCUCUGGGGUGUGCUACUGAGUUCCUUUUUGAUAUUUUAUAAAGGGUACUAGAGUAGGAGAUCUGUCAGUGCAAUACUUGCUUGCUUUUUGAAAAGCUUUUCAUUUUCAAGUUUUAUUUAAUUUUGAAGAUUAUAUUUAAAAAAACAAAAACAUUGUCACUUUACCAAGAAAGUUUUCCAUGUGUCUGUAGGGGGUUUAGCCUUAAUGUAGCAGCAACACCGUGUUUAUUAUAAACUUUCCACAGACCUUUUUUUCUGGUAAGAAAAGGAAAACUUAUUUCUUUAAUGCUGACUCGAUUUAAGCUCAGUCACUGCAGGGGAAGGACUUUUAUUUUUCACAUUGUACAAGUAGCGAUUUGUUUCUGUUUUCUGAAGCAAAAGCCACUAUUCUCUGUAAAAUAACUCAAAUCCUUUUUUUAUAUAUCUGUUUUUAACAAA
This is a messenger RNA of Sander lucioperca (pikeperch), 2995 nucleotides long. RefSeq names its product myosin regulatory light chain interacting protein a (gene mylipa). Gene Ontology annotation, molecular function: ubiquitin-protein transferase activity. Gene Ontology annotation, biological process: ubiquitin-dependent protein catabolic process. The coding region runs from base 177 to 1622 and encodes 481 amino acids. Lineage: Eukaryota; Metazoa; Chordata; Actinopteri; Perciformes; Percidae. Gene Ontology annotation, cellular component: cytoskeleton. The record is from RefSeq and is a predicted model, not a curated record. The transcript is spliced from 7 exons.